Xenia sp. Carnegie-2017 is the source of this 1431-nucleotide messenger RNA. Its product is annotated as cannabinoid receptor 1-like. The record is from RefSeq and is a predicted model, not a curated record. Gene Ontology annotation, molecular function: trace-amine receptor activity. Lineage: Eukaryota; Metazoa; Cnidaria; Anthozoa; Malacalcyonacea; Xeniidae. Gene Ontology annotation, biological process: G protein-coupled receptor signaling pathway. Gene Ontology annotation, cellular component: membrane. Bases 229 to 1299 code for a protein of 356 amino acids. The transcript is spliced from 2 exons.
ACUUUGACGAUGUUUACAUUUGUAAAUACGUCAAGGUAUCUGUAAGUGGGUGAUCAUAUGUAAAUCUUAUGUAAAUACGUUAAGGUAUCUGUAAGUGGGUGAUCAUUUGUAAAUACGUCAAGGUAUCUGUAAGUGGGUGAUUGAAUUGCAAAUGAUUUAAUUUAAAUUAAAAACAUAUUCACUCUUAGGCAGCGUCUCUCACUCAAGAUCUCACUGUGAUCUCUCACUAUGUUACCCUUCUCGCAACAUUCACAAAAUGUCUAUCCAUUCUAUGUGUAUGGAUGCCUUAUUUCGACGUGUUUGAUUAAAGUGUGUCCAGUGGUUGGUGACGAUUUUUUUAAUUUUAGCGAAAAAUGUAAUUCGACUCAACUAUAUGAAUUAAAUUGCACCAGGGCGCUUGAUUUGCGCAACCAAAGCGAUGUGACACGUGAACUUGGACUGUAUGCAGCAUUAAUAUCAGCGAUGGUAAUUUCAGCAAUUGGUGUCCUCACUAACGGUGUCCUUAUUACAAUCAUUCUGCUUGAUCGUCUUCACAAACUGAAACGAGGACCGUGGAUUACCAUCUUAAGCCUAUCCACAGCCGAUUUUAUGGCAUCUGUGUCAGAAUUUAUGGCUGCUGGAUGGGACGACAAUUAUUUUGAAGCACAAGAGCCAGAAGCAAUUUCUCCGUAUGCUCUUUUCUUCUGGAGCUUUGGUGUCAUAGGGUCAUUUUUGCACUUGGCAUCACUCACAGUUCAAACUUACAUAACUAUUAAGUACCCCUUACGCAGCCGACAGAUUUUGUCACGGAAAAAGACCAUCAUAAUAUGCGCAAUAGUUUGGUUUGUUGCUUGUGGCUUAACAUUUUGUGCGAUUGCAUCACAUUUCACUCAAGACUUGGAGGAGUUAAUGUUAAUAUAUAUCACGCUUCCUUUAGUCUUGGUGAUCCUUAUUUUCCUUCAGGUCAUGUUAAAGUUUGCCAUAGUUAAAGAAGUAAUGCAAAGUCGUCGAAACACGCAUGUGAAUGUUAUCCAGCAUAACAACAACAACCAUCUUCAAAUUGCAAAAACAAUCUUCAUGCUAAAUAUGCUUUUGCUCGUUACAGCGUUCCCUUAUUUUGUACCCAGAACACUUGAGUUCAUAUUCCUUCUUACUAAAGUACAAAAUGGAUUUCCUUGGCGUUUUUGGUACUACUAUAAACCAGUAGUCAUGCUUAAUUUUGCUGUCAAUCCAAUUGUAUAUGCAUUGCGGCUUACCGAUUAUCGAAACAGUUUAAAGGCUUUGUUUAAAAAGAAGAAGUUUGUUCCUACUUCAGUAUAGCAACGACACCAUUGUGUUGCUUUAUAUCAGUUACCUUUGAAAACAUGACAUGUGCACUGUUAAAAAUCGUAUAUAGCCUACUGUAGCGUGAUUGCUUUUAUUUGCACUUAAAAGAAAAAACUUCCAAGAAAA